AUGGGAAAGAGCGAUGGCUUCUUGACGCCCAAGGCGAUCAGCAAUCGCAUCAAAGCCAAGGGCUUGACGAAGUUGCGAUGGUACUGCCAGCUCUGUCAGAAAGCUUGUCGAGAUGAGAAUGGCUACAAAUGCCAUACCAUGUCCGAGUCGCAUCUUCGACAAGUGCGGGUGUUCUCGGAGUCUCCAGGCUCGUUCAUUGAAUACUACAGUAGAGAGUUCGAAGAUGCUUUCAUGGAGGUCCUCCGAAGGAAAGGCGAACAUGUCCGCACAAAAGCAAAUUCCAUCUGGAUGGAAGUGAUCGCCGAUCGCCAUCACGUGCAUCUUAACGCGACAAGAUGGGUCAGUCUCACUGAGUUUGUCAAGUACCUCGGGCGAGAGGGGAAGGCUGAAGUCGACGAGGACGAGGAGGGCAAGUGGUACGUGCGCUACGUCAACAGAGACCCCGAGAAGAUACGGCGGCAGGAGGCGCUCGCAAAGAAGGAGAAGAUGGACCUCGACGACCACGAGCGAGCGCAGAAGAUGGUGGAGAGACAGAUCAAGGAGGCUCAGAAGGCUCUGCAGAAGAAAGGCAUCGACUCCGGCGCCAAGGCGGUGACGGAAGCAGACUGUGAGCUGAAGCGAGAGGAAGGAGACGUUAUCUCGCUCGGUAGCCUGAUGGGAGCAGCUAGCAGCAAAAGUAGCAUCACAACGCAAAAGGCCUUCGACGAGGACGAGGACAAGGACACCAGAGCGUCGACGACCAAGGACGUGGGUGGUGGUGCGUCAUCGAGCUCAGCGGGACAGAAACGGAAGCUGACAGCUGUGGAGGAGAUCAUGUUGAAGGAGAAGCGGCAGAAAGAGGAGGAAGCCCUGAAGAAGGCGAAGCAACAGGAGGAAGAGAGCCAACGAUGCGAGCAUGAGGACUGGCUGCAUCGGGGGAUCGUUGUGAAGGUCUUGAACAAGAAGCUCGCGGAUGGCAAGUACUACAAGCAGAAGGGUGUAGUCCAGAUGGUUCAUGGCAAGUUCGUUGGAGAAGUGAAGAUGAAUGAGUCGGGGCACGUGCUCAAGCUCGACCAGGAGCACCUCGAGACCGUGUUGCCAAACUUCGGGGGCGAGGUCCUUGUGGUCAACGGCAAGUUCCGAGGUCAAGUUGGAGUGCUCAAGGCGCUGGAGGAGGACAAGUUCAGUGCUGUGGUGAGACUGGAAGAUGGCAGUACCCGCAACAUUCCAUACGAACAUGUGAGCAAGUUGGCGUGAGGGCGAAGGCAAGGAUGGAGUAGAUGUACACACAUAG
Messenger RNA from Guillardia theta CCMP2712, 1273 nucleotides. RefSeq lists its product as hypothetical. Gene Ontology annotation, cellular component: nucleus. Gene Ontology annotation, molecular function: double-stranded DNA binding. The coding region runs from base 1 to 1236 and encodes 411 amino acids. The record is from RefSeq and is a predicted model, not a curated record. The transcript has 5 exons. Gene Ontology annotation, biological process: DNA replication; DNA damage response. Lineage: Eukaryota; Cryptophyceae; Pyrenomonadales; Geminigeraceae.